Messenger RNA from Geosmithia morbida, 1362 nucleotides. Its product is annotated as large subunit ribosomal protein L35. The coding region runs from base 1 to 1362 and encodes 453 amino acids. The transcript is spliced from 2 exons. The record is from RefSeq and is a predicted model, not a curated record. Lineage: Eukaryota; Fungi; Ascomycota; Sordariomycetes; Hypocreales; Bionectriaceae.
AUGUCGCGGUGUCACUCUGUCGUCACCAGGCCACUGGUGAGGCAAUUAUGUCACCGACCGGCACAGCAAGGCUUAGCCCGGCCCUUUUCCACUACAAUGUCCUCCUGGUCAGCAACGACCUCCGAUGCCCAGCAGCAGCAGCCGCAACAGACUUCGUCUUCGCCUCUGGACCAGAGUCCGGACACGGUCCUACCCGAAUUCGAGGAUUCCCUAAUCAGAGCUGGAAAGAUGCCCGUUGGCUCCCGCAGACGCCGCGUUGCCAUGCGCACCACGACCGACUCCCUCCCCUUUGAGCAGCUGCCCUAUCAGGCCUUCCAGGAAGCACGCAAGAUCCUGGCCGCCGACCGGCAGGACAAGUUGCAACGCAUCCGAGACGAGACGGCCAAGAUUUCCUGGCUCGAGGCACGCGAUGCCUCCCUCAUCAAGGGCGGCCAGUACAUGAAGGAUACCAAGCUGGCCAGUCUGCGUCGCUACGUCGAGCAGCUCAAGAUUCUCGCCGACAUCAACGACCCGCUUGUCAAGAAGCGCUUCGAGGAUGGACUGGGCGAUAUGGAUAAGCCCAUAUACCGACACUAUGCCGAGAAGCGAUGGCGCUCAUACAACUACAAGCUCAUCAAGCAGCGCAUCUCGCAAUUCCACGUCGUCCCCGACAUUCUGCCGAAGCUGGAGCCCACAGCUGACGUGCAGCUGUACUUUGGGCAGCAGAAGACGCCGGCGGGCCAGGUGGUUGACAGCCUGCUGAGCGAGCGCCCGCCCCGGCUACGCGUCCAGGUCUUCGACAAGGGCGAGCGCCUGGUGUCUGUCGUGGUCAUGGACGCCGAUGUUCCCGACGCUGAGAACGACUCGUUUUACAAGCGCUGCCACUUCAUGGCCGCCAACGUGCCUCUCAGCCCCACGCAGACGUCGCUCCCGCUCGGCCGCAUCCGUGCCGACGACCAGCUCGCCGUGCCGUGGCUGCCCGCUUUCGCCCAGAAGGGCGCCCCCUACCACCGCCUCGCCAUCUUCCUGCUCGAGCAGAAGCCCGGCGAGCGCAUCGACGUCGCCCGCCUCCGCGAACUGUACGCCUCCAAACGUGACGGCUUCUCCCUCAAGUCCUUCCGCGGCAAGUUCUCCCUCAACCCUGUCGGUUUCACCAUGUUCCGCUCCGUCUGGGACGACAACACCGCAGACGUCAUGGCCAGGCACAAACUACCCGGCGCUGACGUCGAGUUCCGUCCCACCCGCGUCCGCAGCCUCAAAACCCCCGUCAAGCCUCGUGGCUGGGAGGCCAAGCACCAGGGCCCUAAGUACCGCCACCUGUGGAAGUACACCAAGCGCAUUCGCGGUCUCUCCAAUGCCAAUGGCUGGACUAAGCGCAAGUAG